AUGGCCGACAUCCAGGACGACCCUGAACCUACCCGGCGAAGGAGCAAUGCAUCGAAGAACGGAGCGGCCGUCGAGGUGACGCAGAACCCACCGGCUCUCCAGGAGUAUGAGCGGCUUUUCGGGGUCGACGAAGAUGCCUAUGAGCAGCCGACCACCACGCGCCGAGAGCUGUGGGCAUAUUACCUCUACUAUAACGGGGACAAUGGUGUCGGCCCGGGAUCUUACAGCCAGGCCCUCUUUCAGUGGGCUCUAACCAAGUCUGGAUUUCAGCCCGGCACGAAUCCGCCCGAGCCCUGCACCAACACCUCGGCUUGCGUGGUACCCUGGGCCGGGGGCACGCGAGCGAUUUCCUCGGUGGUCCUGAUCGCCAACGGCCUCUGUUUUGUUUUUAUGACGGUGAUAUUCGUUUGGCUAGGGAGCGCGGCCGACUACGGCUCAUUUGGCCGAUGGCUUCUUCUAGUCCUUACCGUGGUGUGUUGGGCUCUCCAGUACGGAAUGAUGGCCAUCAAACGGCCUUCCCAGUGGCCUGCAGCUAUGGGAAUGUAUGUUGUUGCAUACAUAUCUUACGGCGCAACACUCGUGUUCUACGCUGCAGUGUUCCCUCGUCUAGCGAGGUUUAUGCCGCAUGUGCGCAAGGCGCGUGAGGAAGAUCUGAGAGAAGGCAAGAUUGACCAGGAAGAGUACGAUGCAAUCGAAUCGCUGGAGAGAAACCAUAUCAGCAAUAUAUCCACUGCACACAGCAAUAUUGGAUACCUGCUCACGCUGGUGCUCAAUCUGAGUGUCCUCCUCCCCCUUCAAAGUGACCAAUACUCCAACAAUCUGGCCCUGUGCCUGACCAAUUCAUGUUCGUCCCUUCACCCUUUUACUUGGCUUUCAUCUGACGCUUGUCUAGAUUGGGUGGUCCUCGGCAUCUGGUGGUUCAUCUUCCAGCAAAAGAGACCCGGUCCCAAGAUCCCAAAGGGUUCAAAUUACGCAACCAUCGGCUUCAAGCAGAUUUGGCUAGCUAUCCGAGAGGUCAGGUCUCUCCCACAGACAUUUAUCUAUUAUGUCGCCUAUUUUCUACUUGCAGAUGGCCUCAAUACCACCGGAACACUCGUCAGCAUCAUUCAAAAUGAUUACAUCUCCUUCUCAUUUUUGCAGCUCACUUAUCUUGGGAUCACGCAAGCUGUCUGCUCGAUUGCCUCAACCUUCGGUUUCUGGUACAUCCAGAAAUAUUUCAAGUUUAAAACCAAAACCAUGUUCCUGGUGACCAAUUUCUUCAGUGUCUUCAUUCCCUUCUGGGGCAUGCUGGGACUGUGGACUACCAGAAUCGGAUAUCAUAAUCGGUGGGAGUUCUACUUCUACAAUGUCGUUUUCGGGCUCUUCCAAGCCCCGUACUACGCGUACGCACAAACAAUGAUCAGCGAACUCAUGCCCCGGGGAUACGACAAUAUGUUCUUCGCCCUCUUUGGCAUUACCAACCGUGCUUCCUCCAUCAUCGGUCCCAAUGUCAUCCAAGCCAUCAUAAACGAUACCAACAAUAAUUGGAUGGGAUUCCCAUUCCUGUUUUCCAUCUGCGCCGGGGCCACAAUUGUCAUCUGGUUUGUGAAUGUCGAGAAGGGCCGCGAAGAUGCCAGGCGGUAUACAGAGGCGCGGAAGGUGGAUCGUGUUGUGGCGGAGACGGGAUUCAGUCAUGACGCCCUUGUGAAGGGACAGGUGCCACCAGCAACUGAGAAUGGAGAUGGGCAUGCUGAGAAAGGCAAUACGAGUGCAUAG
Penicillium lagena is the source of this 1755-nucleotide messenger RNA. RefSeq lists its product as uncharacterized. The record is from RefSeq and is a predicted model, not a curated record. The transcript is spliced from 10 exons. Bases 1 to 1755 code for a protein of 584 amino acids. NCBI's taxonomy places the organism in Eukaryota, Fungi, Ascomycota, Eurotiomycetes, Eurotiales, Aspergillaceae. Gene Ontology annotation, biological process: amino acid transmembrane export from vacuole.